AUGAAAGGAGAGAGGAGAGGAAUUUGUAGGGAAAGUGGGGAGGAAUUGAAGCAAUUUCCUUGGCGCAAAGAUGAAGACCAAUCGAAGGAUUUGAAAGAGGAGGGUAGUGAGUCGUUGUUUUGUUGUCUUUGGUGUGUGGAAAUGCAUCAUAGAGUCUUCGACUUCGUGUCUAGAAGGGUUUUAGUCAACCCUGACCAAAUCCCACGUACACUUUCACUUUUCUUUUCUUAUUUGUUGGGUUUGAAUUUUGGUGUUGUGUUGUGUGUUAUGAUUGUGGCCGUGAUCUGUGUGGUGAUGAACCCGACAACCUCGUUUACACGUCGGAUUACGCGCCACGAUUUGUGGGUCCCGCUUUGUUGA
Messenger RNA from Sphenostylis stenocarpa, 360 nucleotides. The record is from the annotation of a GenBank genome assembly. NCBI's taxonomy places the organism in Eukaryota, Viridiplantae, Streptophyta, Magnoliopsida, Fabales, Fabaceae.